UCGUUAGCAUCUCGCAGUAGUAGAAUAUGCAAUCAUGGUUCUCUCUGGCCAACCUUAUCAGUCUUGUAAAGCAACUAGUAGAAAGCAUUCUUACUGACCAAUCCUCCCCACGAACUUCCUGCUUCUUGCUUUUCGUUGAUCUCCUCCUUGACCAAUAAGAUAACUACAAUUGCUUGGGUUAUCAGAAAGAAGCAUAUGGUACGAAAAUAACUGAGCAUCAGCUGAGAUUUUCAAACAAAUCUUUCAGAAUGUUUUCGAUUAAUAAUUUAAAGUUGCAAUGCAGUAUAUUCAGUUGUAGCCUCUUGAGUUUCUGAUCUGUUUUGCUCGGAUACGCAACAGAGCUAUUUUUCUGAUCAAUUCUUUUCUCUGGGCAGCUUUUAGAUCCAUUUCGUUACUUUCUUCCUCUAUCGGUUGUAAAUAUUCAUCAUAGUUUCCCCCUUGAUCAUCACGAGGUGAUUCUUCAGUUUGCCUUCGUGUUAGCUCCGUUGGCGCGUUUCUAUCGUCAGAAGCACCAUUCUGUUCCCGAAUAUUAUAUUUUGGGGUCGCCCUGGCCGUUCUAUCGACUUUUGCCACAUCCGAUUGCGCGUCGAUAAAAAUUGUUUUAGGGGGCUCUUCACGCUCCGGUUCUCUACCUAAGUCUGCGUGUCUACCAGUCUCCAUUCUCUUAAUUUUCAUCUGAGUGCGAUGUUGCGGUUCUGUUUUUUUAAAGUUAAAGCUUUCCAAAUACUCAUGCUCUGGAGUAUUAUGUUGGAGUCUUGAUUUGUCAAUGUCUUCCGAUUCAUGAGAUAUUGGAGUGCGAUGUCGGGGUGGCAUUUUCGUGAGGAGAUCAUUCGAUCGUCUUAAAGAAUCCAAGAGAAUCGACAUUUUUAAUUCUUUUUCAUCUUUACUGUUUGCAUCUAUCAACGGAUUUUCUCUGUCUAUAUCAGACCUUCCUUCUUUGAAACUUUCAUAUUCAUCAAAAGAAAGCGUCUCGGCGCUUGAUCCUACUGAGUUUCUGUCGUCGUCGAUGUGAUCAUAAUCUUGUAGAAAUAUAGCCCAGAAGCUAUCGAGGAUACCGCCAGGCUCUUCCUCUUUCAUCAUGGUAUCUCUGUUUGAAUAUCAGCCGACUACGCUUCUCGAAUACGUCUUGAUGAAUAAUUCCAUCCAGCAACA
Messenger RNA from Pseudo-nitzschia multistriata, 1152 nucleotides. Lineage: Eukaryota; Bacillariophyta; Bacillariophyceae; Bacillariales; Bacillariaceae. The record is from the annotation of a GenBank genome assembly.